UUCUGACAAUCCAUUCCCCUUCCCCAAUUCAAAAAUCUCUAAUCUUCGUCCGCCUUCAUCAGGAAGAGAGAGAGAGAGAGAGAGAGAGAGAGACAGUAAGAGAGAGAAACGGAGGCCUCUUCUUCUUCUUCUUCUUCUUCUUCUCAGAUUCGUUCAUCGAGGGCGGAAUUUUGAUUCGAUUUUGGACCGGAUUGGGGAUUUGGCUCGGGCGAUAUGGAGGAUUCGCCGUCGCCGUCGAGGACGAUGCCGUCUUCUUCGAGGUACGUCAGCUGGGACGAGGUGGCGGUGUACAGAGAAGGGGGGAGCAGAGUCUUCCAUUACUACCUCAAGAGGUCCGACGGGAAAGCGGAUUUGGCCGUGGUGGGGAAGGAGAAGAUGCCGUAUCGCUGCGUUCUUCGGCGGCGGUCGAUGAUUGGUGUCGGAGAUCCUGGCUCCAUCGCGAAGAAGCUCAGGAGUCGAACGGAUGUUAUUGAUUGGCUGAACUCCGUCGUCUCAGGCCCGCAAUCUCAAGAUCACUAUGUGGAUGGUAGAUUGGAGUCCAAUGUGUAUGCCAACAAUUGCAUGUUAACUCUGCGAAAUUCUCAGUCAUUGAAGCUGGGAAAUUCAUCUGAAGGGUUUCUAUGGGUAGGCUCACCAUGGACGUGCAGAAAAAUGCGUAGGCAUUAUCCAUCAUUCCAAAGGCGUGGUGUCAAAAUCUCUGUUCAUGACUUUGUAUAUGUUCUAUCCGAGGAUAAUAAACGCCUCGUUGCUUACAUAGAAGAUAUGUUUGAGGAUUCUCGAGGCAACAAGAUGGUUGUUAUACGAUGGUUUCAUAAGGUUGAUGAGGUUGGCCUUCUUUUAUCUCGAACUUCUAGUGACAGAGAGAUUUUCUUUUCUCUCUGUCUUCAAGAUCUCAACAUUGAAUGCAUUGAUGGGAUGGCUACUGUUCUUGGCCCGCAGCAUUUUGAGAAAUAUAUGAAUGAAGUGGGCAGUAGUCAGGUGGAACCAUUUGUCUGCUAUGAGUUGUUUGACGAUGAUGAGAUCAAGCCUUUUGACAUAACACGGGUCAAAGGCUACUGGAAUCAACAAAUAUUUAAGCAUAUCUUUCCUUUAUUGCCACCAAAGCCUCAUUUGAAGCCUCGGCUAGUUGAACCUUUGGAAGAAGUGAGGAAGAAUGCCGAUCAAGAUUCUAUGGGGUUAAGACCCAGAAAGAAGCAAAGACUGUUACAACCCAAUGCUGCCGAGGAACAGUGCAAAUCGAAUGAAGGUUCUGCUGCUGCCCGGUCUGAGAAGCCGGUUAGGGAAAAUCCUCCACUUCUUUUAUCUGUAGGUUGUGCAAUUGAGGUGCUAUCUCAAGAUAGUGGCAUAAGGGGUUGUUGGUUUAGAGCUUCAAUUAUCAAAAUUUCCAAAGAUAAAGUCAAAGUGCGUUACCAAGACGUUGUAGAUGUCACUGAUGAAGCAAACAAACUGGAGGAAUGGAUCUCAACUUCCAAAUUGGCUGCUUCAGAUGAAUUAGGCCUCAGGUUCAAUGGGAGGAGAACCAUUAGACCAUUGGUGAGAUCUAAUGAGGAGAAACGUUUACAUGCAAUUGGUGUUGGGACAGUUGUUGAUGCGUGGUGGUGUGAUGGAUGGUGGGAAGGCAUCGUGGUUCGAGAAGAGCAUGGAGACAGAUUCCAUGUUUUCUUCCCAGGAGAAAAGCGAGACGCGGUCUUUCCUCUAAAAGACCUUAGACCUUCUCAGGAAUGGAUAGGAAACAGAUGGGUUCUUGUGAAGGAUCGGCCAGAAGUUCUGACUUCAAUGGUCCAGCUCUUGCAGAGGAAACAUGUUGGUGAAGUGAAUUCUGAAAAUGGAGCAGGGUUGGAAUCUCCUCAUUCAGACACAAAAGAUGCCAUUAUAAACAAGCUGCAGGCAGUUCGAGAUGUUUGCAAGGAUACCAGUCUUGCCAACUUGAAGUGGAAGUCAUCAGGGAAGAGAACUUACCGCAGAAGGAAAGCUUUCCUGAAGGAACAUCCUGAGAGUGAGAAAGUAAGCGUACGCGAUGUUGAAACACAUGUCCUUGAUGAGUUUCUGAUCCGCCCAUCCUUCAAAGUUGAUAGAGAUAAAUGCAAGUUCAUCAGUGAUUCACUCUUCAAUCAUUCUGUCGUGCCGCCUCUCUCAAGCUUGGUUAUGUCCAGAUGAAUGUAGGGUUCUCUCAAGUUUGGUUCGGUUCUGUUCCUUAUGGAGGUUUGGCGUAUAUGUCUAGCUGACAUAUAUCUCAUUUGGAGACGACUCAUGAAGUUAUAGUAUACGGUCUCACAAGUGUAUAAUAGGAUGCAUCAAAUCGAUGCUUACUACCUUUCGAGAUAUAUAUGGGAUUCAUUGUUUCUGACAUAGGUAGUUAGGAUUCUCACCUGUUUAGCCUAGUAGGCUGUUUGUGUAAACCAUGCAGAAAUUUUGGGUUCAGCAAUAGAAUAACAUCUUGGUCUGACAUUUAUGUUU
Molecule: messenger RNA, 2457 nt
Organism: Punica granatum (pomegranate)
Lineage: Eukaryota; Viridiplantae; Streptophyta; Magnoliopsida; Myrtales; Lythraceae
Source: RefSeq, a predicted model, not a curated record